AUGUCUAGGUAUGCAACAGAGGAUGUUGAUGACUUCAUUAAAGGUCAAGAAAAUAUCAAUACUUCGAAGAAAACUAAAAGUGACAUAAAAAUCCUAGUAGAUUUUUUACGGAGUGAGAGGAAUGAACUCAGACCGAUCGAGGAGAUAGAUCCCCAUGAUCUUAAUGACCACCUCAAACAUUUUUUCAUUAACAUAAGAAAGGAGGAUGGUGCAGAAUAUCAACCAUCAACCUUAAGAGCUUUUAUGAGCAGCAUCGCAAGAUAUCUCAAGGAUAAAGAAUACAUGGAAGAUUUGCUGAAGUCCAUCGUAUUUGAUAAGUGCCGAACUGCUCUAAAAUCAAAGCAGAAGAAUUUGAAAAGUCAAGGGCAUUGUUUAAAAUGUUAUAACUGCAACAGCUAUACAGAUGCCAACUGUGCUGAUGACAACUUUGGCUUGCGUCCGAAAACUGGAAAAUGCCAAGGGAGAAUAGUCGACCGAGCAACCUUGUAUACCCAAAAAGUUAUAGAUCAACUAUUUUCAAAAUCACUGGAUACGUGUUGCGAAGGCGAAGAUGUGAUAUGUACGAAGUUAAAACUGGAAGUGAGGGGCGUGACACUUAUCAAACGAACGUGCUUCAGGUCAAGCUUAUCUGUGCCUAUAGGAUGUAGUGAGGAUAGUGUUGCUGGCAUAACAGCUCUGUGCUUCUGUAAAACGGACAACUGCAACGGCGUUGACAGUGUGCGACCAUAUUUCAACGUUGUUCUGAUCGUAGCAUUGUUCACUCUACUGGUGUAGAUUAAGACUUUAUCACAGACAACACUUUCAGUGAACACAGAACGUUAUCUCCUGAAAGUGCUGAUUUCACCACUGGACAUAGAAACAUUAUUAUUGAACCCCCCUCCUCUAAAAAUAAACGGAAAAGUAAUCCCUAGACUAGAUGUAAUACUCAUAAACACCUCGGACUUACUCUUGACCAACACCUAAAUUUCAACGCAAACAUUGAUCACUUAACUAACAAAGUAAUAAGCCUAAUGAGUAGAGACCCAUAAAGAUAUAAGAACUUUCCUCCUUUCAUUUAUAAUCUCGUCAGAUCCUAGGAGAAUGGGGGAGGGACUA
Messenger RNA from Owenia fusiformis, 1095 nucleotides. NCBI's taxonomy places the organism in Eukaryota, Metazoa, Annelida, Polychaeta, Sabellida, Oweniidae. The record is from the annotation of a GenBank genome assembly.